Molecule: messenger RNA, 1822 nt
Organism: Capsicum annuum
Lineage: Eukaryota; Viridiplantae; Streptophyta; Magnoliopsida; Solanales; Solanaceae
Product: zinc finger CCCH domain-containing protein 2
Exons: 1
Coding region: 129-1391 (420 amino acids)
Molecular function (GO): metal ion binding
Source: RefSeq, a predicted model, not a curated record
AACUCCAUUUAAUUUCUUGUUAUGUACUAUAUAAAUACCUCCUCCAUUCUCAUCUUUUUUAUCAUGUACUUUCAUUAACACUAGCUAUAUCUCUUCUUCAUUCACACAAAUUUCAUUAUUUUUCAAUAAUGGAAGGUCUUUGUGCUGAGUUGCACCAUCAUAAGUUUCAUCCCUCACACCAACUUUACAAGAAGUCCCUUCGUGACAUUGAUAUUCCACCAAGAAAAUUACUGAGCCGUCGCUCUACUCUUUCAUCAGUUGAUUCUGAUGUUUUUGACUCUCCUAAGUCUGGGUUUGGGCCUGAAACCGACACACUGUUUCAGAAGUUUUUGCCUUAUAAUAGUCUGGAUGAUGAUGAUGCUGACCCAUACUCGUCUGACCAUUUUCGUAUGUACGAGUUCAAGGUGCGGAGAUGUACUCGUAGCAGGAGCCAUGAUUGGACUGAUUGCCCCUUUGCACAUCCAGGUGAGAAGGCUAGGCGGAGAGAUCCACGAAGGUUUCAUUAUUCUGGGACGGUUUGUUCAGAGUUUCGUAAGGGGAAUUGCAGCAGAGGUGAUAACUGUGAGUUUGCACAUGGAGUAUUUGAGUGCUGGUUGCAUCCAUCAAGGUAUAGAACUGAAGCAUGCAAAGAUGGGAAGAACUGUAAACGAAAGGUUUGUUUCUUUGCACAUACUCCUAGACAACUUCGUGUUCUUCCUCCUAGUUGUCAUGAUAGUGGUUCUUCACCAUCACCUAGGAACUCUCCUGUUGACAAGAAGUACAGGAAUUUAAGCCAUUGCUGUGUUUUUUGUCACUCUGUGUCUGCUUCCCCUACUUCCACUUUAAUUGGCAUGUCACAUAUAUCUCCCCCUGUUUCUCCGUCCUUCUCACCGCCUCUUUCCCCUGCUCAUCGCACCCAAUUUUCAUCGCCCGUGUCUCGUUACACUGAUCGUUUUGGGGGUCUUGGGAGUGUUGAAUCGUCGUCUGUGGGUCAGAUGGAUCCAACUGGGUUGAUGAGCUACAAAGAUGCACUUACGGAAUUGGUUAGCUCAUUGGAAGCUAUGAAUGUGAAUCAUGAACCUGUUUCUUCACCAGCAUCUGCUUCUCAUCAAGCACAUUUUGAUGGGAAUUUACCGUGGUUGGAUGUGAAUUUUAGUAACAAUAAUGGUUACGAUGAUCAGCAGCAGUUCCUUCUUUCGCCUUCAACUCCAUUACCAAGUCCAAUUUCCAAUUCAAGGAGUAAAUUUUACGCGAGGGAAUUUCCAUCUCCUAGUCCUAUUUCCACCUCCAGAUUGAGCUUUGUGGAAGAACCCAAUAAUAAUAGUAAUAAUAGUGCUACAAACAAGUACUACAGUGACAAUGGAUUAGGUGGAGGACCAGAUCUUGGGUGGGUCAAUGAUCUUUUGACUUGAAAAAAAAGUUAUGGAGAUUAUGGGCCAUUGAUUUGGAGUUUAAUUUGUGGUCCAGUCCGAUUGAUUAUGAUGAAAAAUUAUUCAAGAUUUGAAGAAGAUUUUUGUAUAUACAAGUUCAAGAAGUACUGUUUAUUUUGCUAGCUGCUGCUGCUACUGCACCAUCCAUAUAAAACAAGAAGUCAACAAGUGUGUGUAUAUAUGAGAUGGAGGAGGAUGUGGUGACUGUUUAUUAUUACUAAUUUGAAAGCCUUAUUAGAUUAUUUUGCCUUAUUUAAUCAAUGUUAAUGUAAGAUUGCUUGGGUCAUCGAUUGUGUGUCGAUUAUAAAGAUGUAAUUUUCAAUUUCCAUUUUGUUGAAGGUAAGAAGAAUUGUGGGAGUACGUAUUGUGUUAUGUUCAAGUUCAAUGUGAAACCAUUAAUGUUACUAUUAUUA